This is a messenger RNA of Scatophagus argus, 3017 nucleotides long. RefSeq names its product poly (ADP-ribose) polymerase 2 (gene parp2). The transcript is spliced from 17 exons. Gene Ontology annotation, molecular function: zinc ion binding; NAD+ poly-ADP-ribosyltransferase activity. The record is from RefSeq and is a predicted model, not a curated record. Lineage: Eukaryota; Metazoa; Chordata; Actinopteri; Scatophagidae. Bases 96 to 2057 code for a protein of 653 amino acids.
CGGCUCAGCAACUGUGCCGGGAAAAGUUGCUGUCACUGUGUCACUUUUGAUUUAUUACAGUAACGUUGACAAUUUAGCUGUUUUCAUUAACCACCAUGAGGCGUUCGACACGUUUGAGAAGCACAGGUCAGAAUGCACAAGAAAGUGAAGACGUCCAGUCAAAAACAGCGUGGCAGUGGAAAGGGGAUGAAGGACAGUGGGAACCGUAUGCGCCCUCCGCCUGCGCCUUGCUGGACUCGGCCGUCUCUUCGGGGCAGACCUCCGUCACUCUGUCUCUGGGCUCUGGGAGGACCUACGAGGUCGACCUGAAGAAGAUGGUCCAGAUUAAUCCUGUCACCAAGUACAAGAGGAAGAUUCGCUCUCAGACUGUAAAACUGGAGAGUUUGAAUGACGUUGAUGACUUGACUGCUCUCGGUGGUGGACCAGUUCAAGUUAAAGAGGAGGAGGAGCAGGAGGAGGAGACAAAAGAACAGCCUGCAGCUAAGAGGAAGAGAGGACAAAGCAGGACUCAGACGAAACCUGAAGAAAUGCCCAAAGAGGACGCAAAAGGCAAAGAGGUUGUGAGGACGGUGGUCAUGAAAGGAAAAGCCCCAGUGGACCUUGAAUGCAAAGCCAAAGUGGGAAAGGCUCAUGUUUACAGUGAAGGAGGUGAUGUUUACGACGUGAUGCUAAAUCAGACGAAUCUUCAGUUUAACAACAACAAAUACUACCUGAUGCAGCUGUUGGAAGAUGACAGCUCCAAGGCUUACAGCGUGUGGUUUAGAUGGGGCAGAGUGGGAAAAGUGGGCCAAAACAGCCUGACAGGCUGUGGUGGAGACCUGCUGAAAGCCAAAGAUAUCUUCAAGAAAAAGUUCUUUGACAAGACCAAGAAUGAGUGGGAACACCGAGCGAGUUUUGACAAAGUAGCUGGAAAAUACGACAUGGUGUUCAUGGACUACAGCACAAACGAAGAGGAGGAGAAGCAGAGCACAGAGGACGCCGCACCCAAAAAGAGGACAUCCAAGUUGGAUGUGAAAAUCCAGUCCCUGCUGGAGCUGAUCUGUGACCUCAAAGCCAUGGAGGAGUGUGUGCUGGAGAUGAAGUUUGACACCCGGAAAGCUCCUCUCGGUAAGCUGACCUCAGAGCAGAUCCGUGCAGGCUACACAGCACUGAAGAAGAUCGAGGACUGUUUGAAGAAGAAGGGCAGCGGUCGUGAGCUGCUGGAAGCUUGCAACCAGUUCUACACCCGCAUCCCUCAUGACUUUGGGUUGAAAACCCCUCCAGUCAUUCGUACAGAAGAUGAGCUGAAGGAAAAGAUUGCACUGUUGGAGGCCCUGAGCGACAUCCAGAUAGCAGUGAAAAUGGUUAAAUCCAGUGAGGACAGUGACGAACAUCCUCUGGACCGACAGUACUGCUCCCUCCACUGCCAGCUGCAGCCUAUGGACUCCAGCAGCCAUGAGUACAAGGUGGUAGAAAAGUAUCUGCAUUCCACUCACGCCUCCACACAUUCUGACUACACCAUGACCGUCCUCGACAUCUUCUCGGUGGACAGAGACGGGGAGAGAGACAAAUUCCUCUCGCAGUUACACAACAGGACUCUGUUGUGGCACGGCUCCCGUCUGUCAAACUGGGUCGGCAUCCUCAGUCAGGGGCUUCGAGUGGCCCCACCUGAAGCCCCCGUCACAGGUUACAUGUUUGGCAAAGGUAUCUACUUUGCCGACAUGUCAUCAAAGAGUGCAAACUACUGCUUUGCCAGUCAGAGCAACAACACUGGACUGCUGCUACUGUGUGAGGUCGCUCUGGGAGACUGUAACGAGCUGCUGGAUGCCGACUACGAGGCCAACAAUCUGCCGGCUGGAAAACACAGCACCAAGGGCCUGGGACAGACCGGACCUGACCCCAAAAACUCUGUCACUCUGGAUGGUGUGACUGUGCCAAUGGGGCCCUGUGUGAAGACGGGGGUGGGCAAACGCAACAGCUACUCCCUCCUCUACAACGAGUUCAUCGUUUACGACCCGGCGCAGACUCGCAUGAGGUACCUGCUGCGCGUCGGGUUCAACUACUCCUCGCUGUGGUGAGGCUGCGAGCGAGCAAAGCGGAGAUGACACAUCACUCAGUCAUUCUUCAGGUGCAGUUAGAAUCCCUGGCAGCUAUUUUGACAAUCAGUUUGCCAUUUUAGUCAUCUUUCAAGCAAAAAGUUUGCCAAAUGUUAUGUGGGUGCAGCUUGUCAAAUGUGGGGACUUUCGGCUUUUCUUCAUGUCUGACAUGUUUGGGUUUUGAAUUGUUAGGCGAAUAUUACAAUAUUACAAACUAUUUUAAUACAUCGUCUCGGGCUGUGGAAAAUUAUAGCUGACAUUUUUCACUAUAUUCUGAUGUUUUUCCAGCAAAACAACUAAUGGCUUUAUUGUGUUUAUGUGGCUUUUUAAUUUCAAUAAGACAAACAGAACUGCUUCUUCGUGUUGUACUCACACAGCAUUUCAUCUUUGUUCUUUUUGAGUCAGAAAACGACUCUCAUGUCACUCCAUGUGAUACAGUUAGAGGAAAAUAUGUUGAACAUUUUGUACUAUUUUUUGUCCAUGUUUUGCUUUCUAUCAUGUACGACCUUAUAUGAAUGUAAACUGUAUUGUAAUGUAUAUUUAAUAUGACAAUUCAUAACAUUUUGGUUUCAUUGUUGGUGCUUCCUGAAACACAAAUGACUUUGUUGAUUUAUUGGAUUUUGAGACUUUAAUGGAAUAACAUAAAGAUUUGGAAGGUCUUUACACAACAUGAGCGUUUACACAAAAUAAGUAACGAAAUGUUACUGAAUGUGUCAAAAAAAACUAGAAUUUGGAUGAGUUCAUGUGGCUCAGUGAUUCCAGUCCUCGUAUGAGUGUGAAAACAAAUGCCAUACAAGAGUUUUAUAUUCAUUUUUACUUAAAACAAGAGACAAAAAUAAGAUUCAAAACACUUAAAUUCAUCCGUUCAUUGUCACUUACAGCAGGAUGCACUUUCAGUAUAUACAGGACAGCAGAAACAUAAUAAAGGAUAUUUUCAUUGUG